Molecule: messenger RNA, 646 nt
Organism: Contarinia nasturtii (swede midge)
Lineage: Eukaryota; Metazoa; Arthropoda; Insecta; Diptera; Cecidomyiidae
Product: multidrug resistance-associated protein 4-like
Exons: 5
Coding region: 156-611 (151 amino acids)
Biological process (GO): transmembrane transport
Cellular component (GO): membrane
Molecular function (GO): ATPase-coupled transmembrane transporter activity
Source: RefSeq, a predicted model, not a curated record
UGUAUUGAACGAAUCGUCAUUUUGGAAACAAUUUGUAUAUAUUGAUUUCAGAGUGGAACAAUCGAUGAAUGAGUCUUCGCUUGAAAACUAAAAAGUGUGAAUCGUGAGAUAACGUGUUUUCAAAACCCAGCCAUUAGGAACAACACGCAUACAAAAUGAAUCGUGACAGAGAAAAGAAAGUGCGCCCGCCAAAUCCCAUUUCGAAGGCUUCAAUCGUGUCACAAUUGACCUAUUGGUGGUUAAAUCCAAUGCUUUCGAUUGGAAUGAGCCGAACCAUUGAAUCAGAAGACAUCUAUGAGGUGACAAAUAGCCUGCAAAGCGAUCGAAAUACUGAGACAUUUGCAAAACUAUGGGAAUUAGAGCUGCAAAAAAGGAAUCCAAGCAUUUUGCGGGUGAUGUUAAAAGUGCACGGUUUCAAGGUGUUUACACUUGGAGUGCUAUACUGUUUGGGAGAAAUACUUGCGAAGGUCAUCCAGCCGAUUUGUUUGGGUGGUUUCGUUGAAUACUUCUCUAAGAGUGGCAAUGUCUCAUUGAAUGAUGCAUAUUGGUAUGCAGGCGGAAUUGUUUUGAAAUUCAUCGGAUCUCUUCGCAAAAUAAUUGUUGUUAAUUAAUUUGGCAACAUUUUUUAAUGGAGAUACGCUUCCGC